Molecule: messenger RNA, 236 nt
Organism: Geodia barretti
Lineage: Eukaryota; Metazoa; Porifera; Demospongiae; Tetractinellida; Geodiidae
Source: the annotation of a GenBank genome assembly
ACCACCUUCUUCUAUCUACACCACGACCUAAACUAUUCAUUGAUACCCCUACUACACUCUAUAAGACGGCUGGAAGGCAGCAGAUAUACAGUGUACUCCCUAUUUUGCAUGGAGGGGAUGGUGUGGAUGGUGGUGUGCAUAGGAGAUGACAAGCCAUUUCAAACAAACCAAAAGUUGGAAGUCCUUUAACGUGACUCUUUACCAUAUGAGCCUACACCUGACACUGACAAUGUAAU